AUGGCCUCCACGCAGGUUCAUCCGGGCAGCUUUACCCACCCCGGCGGCAAGAUCUCCAAGUCGCGGAGCCGCACUGUGGUCAAGCCCAUUCUCAAGAAGCUGCACUCCCAUCACUCGGAUCGUGAGUCGCUCGACCUCGACCGUGGCUGGGACGAUCAGCCGUCGCCGGGCCUUGCCGCCGGCCCUGAUUUCGGCACCUACGACAGCGACGGAUCCUACUCGACUCCAAAUGGUCCCGGGGCCAGAUCCGCACGCGAUCAACAGCCGCAUGCCUCGACUCCUCCACUGUCGUACGCCAACUCGAGGACCUCCUUCGAGAACGGCGUGCCAACCGGCUACUCUCCCACCAUCACCGAGGACGACGCCGACGUCGAUCCGUACUCGUCCUUCCACUCUGCUUCCACCGCUCCUCGCCCGGCACUGUACCAGUCUGCCUUUUACCAGCACCCUAACCAUCGCCGCCCUUCCAUGGCCAGUCAGCGUACCAGCUCGCUCUCGGAUGGGACCCAGACAACGCGGAUACCUGCUACUCGAUCCAACUCGGGCACGACUCGCCCGCUGGCGCCCCCGUCUCUGAAUCAGAGCAAGUCGGAACUGGAUUCCAGCGCUUUGUCUUCCCUGGAUGUCGACUCCCCUCUCUCAUCAACCGCUCCUUUAGGGACUGCUGGCACGAUGCUCUCUUCCGUACAGACCCAGGCCAGUGCAACUUCAACCUCGGCUGCGCCCCUGUCGCCGCUGCGCAGCUCGCUGGACAUGGGCGUGUUCCGCCUGCGCUCCAGGAGCGAGGUGGACACCUUCACUCACCAGGAGCAUGUCCGCGAAGCCCGCCGCAAGUUCGAGGCCAAGGAGCGCGCCAAGGACGAAAAGUAUGCCAAGGAGCAGCUUCGUAAACGAGAACGUGCCGAAACCAAGGAGGCACACAAGCUUGAAAAGUCGCAUCCUCGGCUUCGCAAAGGCAGCGCGGGCCACGGCAGCGUCUCGAGCAGCACCAUGUCUAGCGGCACCGACCUCCGAAUCUCCUCCUCAGGAAAGCGCGGCGCAAUGCUGGAAGACAGCCGCGAGAAGGUAGAGUUUUCCUCCUUUGGCUACAACAGCACGCACGGUGGGCAGACGGCUCCCUCUAGGGCCGACGAGGUUCAUUUCAAGUCGCCAAAGAGAACCAAGACCGCCAAGCACAAGACCAUGGGCGUCUGGACCGCCUUCAUGCUGUGGCUUCGGACUCGUCUGCUCAAGAUCGGCAGACGAUAG
Messenger RNA from Metarhizium acridum CQMa 102, 1248 nucleotides. NCBI's taxonomy places the organism in Eukaryota, Fungi, Ascomycota, Sordariomycetes, Hypocreales, Clavicipitaceae. The record is from RefSeq and is a predicted model, not a curated record.